This is a messenger RNA of Habropoda laboriosa, 681 nucleotides long. RefSeq lists its product as uncharacterized. Lineage: Eukaryota; Metazoa; Arthropoda; Insecta; Hymenoptera; Apidae. The coding region runs from base 1 to 681 and encodes 226 amino acids. The record is from RefSeq and is a predicted model, not a curated record. The transcript is spliced from 4 exons.
AUGUCCAGGUACGUCGGUCUGAUCCUCGUUAUCCUCACGUGCGUCCACAUGCACGAAACGAAAAAGUGCGAGGGAAGUGGGCUAGGUUUGAAAUACGUGUGGGGUGACGCGCUCACGGAUCCUGCGGAUUGUAUAGGCCCGAACAACGUCCAGUAUCCGUCAGCCGCGAUAUCGAGGAGUUACAAGAGCUUGUGGGCGGGCGGUCGAAGCGCGAGAUCUCAUCAGCCACGAACGAUCGAUCCUGAAUUGACGAGGCAGGCACUUUUGCACAAUUACAAGAUCGCUCAUGGAGACUACUCGAUCGCGGAAUCCUCGCGAAACGGUAGAGCAUUCUCCCCGAAGGAGACGUGCGGCUCGCCAGCCAGAUUAUGCAAAACGAGGUACAACACCACGGCGCCCAUGUACGGAGUGAGUUUAACCAGCGGCCAACCGGUGACGAUCGUACAAAAGUUCCCAGAUCUUCUUCAGCAAGUGGUGUUCGAGGUUUGCGAGUCGAAAGAGUGCGACGUGGUCCAUGGCGAGUGCACGCAGACGUACGUGCCGUACCUGUUUCUGGUGAUUCCGCUCGGACCGGUGACCUUGACCGGGCAAGAUUACGUUCUGGUCGAGAGCGGUUGCGUCUGCAAGCCGAGAAAUUCGGCGAGCGCCACGUCGGAGCCUCCGGCCGUUCCAAGCUUUUAA